This is a messenger RNA of Helobdella robusta, 447 nucleotides long. RefSeq lists its product as hypothetical. Bases 1 to 447 code for a protein of 148 amino acids. The record is from RefSeq and is a predicted model, not a curated record. The transcript has 3 exons. Lineage: Eukaryota; Metazoa; Annelida; Clitellata; Rhynchobdellida; Glossiphoniidae.
AUGACUGUCGAUCCUCAAAAAGUUUUCUUCAUAGUCAAUGAUGCUGGUCAACCGACGCCAGUUCAGUUUUUGAAAAAUGGCAUCCCUACUUUAAUUAGUGUAUCAAAUCCAAUUGUUUCUCGACUUCAUCAAGGCCGAAUAUCUGGUGAAGGAGUCCAAUUUUAUAACGAAAACGGAGAAAUUGACUGUGGUGUUCAAGUAGAUACAUAUAUCUUUUUUGCAGAUGAAGAUAACAAGUUUUCAAAAAUCUCAAAGUUAUGCAGACAUUAUGACGAACCUGUGGUGCAUCUGCUAACAGUGGCACAUUGUGUGAUCACAAACAUUUUGACAAAAGGACAUUUGGCCAAAAGGGCAUUUUGUCAAAGAGAUAUUUUGCCAAAUGACAUUUUGCCGAAAAGACAUUUUUCCAAUGGAAAUUUAGAACGUUUUAUAUGGGGUUGUGAUUAG